This is a messenger RNA of Penicillium psychrosexuale, 912 nucleotides long. RefSeq lists its product as uncharacterized. Gene Ontology annotation, molecular function: phosphoric diester hydrolase activity. The record is from RefSeq and is a predicted model, not a curated record. Gene Ontology annotation, biological process: lipid metabolic process. Lineage: Eukaryota; Fungi; Ascomycota; Eurotiomycetes; Eurotiales; Aspergillaceae. Bases 1 to 912 code for a protein of 303 amino acids. The transcript has 5 exons.
AUGAAAUUCCAGCUCAUUUCCACCGAUCACCGGUUGCCCACGCCUGCCCGCGUUUGCCUCAAGCCAAUCGCCCAUCGGGGAUUCAAGGGCCAAUAUCCCGAGAACACUAUAUUGUCAAUCGAUGGCGCAAUUCGGGCAGGAGCUCAAGCCCUCGAGCUUGACCUUCAUAUUUCCCGCGAUGGAAUCGUGGUGUUAUCACACGAUGCAAGCCUCAUGCGCUGCUACGGUAUCAAGAAGAAGGUCAGCGAGUGCGACUGGGAGUAUUUAAAAACUCUGCGAACUAUACAAGCUCCCCAUGAACCGAUGCCCCGGUUGGCCGAUGUGUUGGAAUACCUGAGACAACCAGGUCGGGAGAAUUUCUGGAUGUUGCUAGACAUAAAGCUCGCCAAUGACCCCUUCGCCAUAAUGGAACUGAUUGCCAAAACCAUCGAGUCAGUCCCUACACCCGCGGGCGGCCCCGACUGGCAGCGACGAAUCGUUCUCGGCUUCUGGUCUUCACGAUACCUCCCCGCGCGAGCAAAGCACUUGCCACUGUGUGCAGUGACACUAAUCUGCGUCGACGUGAGCUAUGCUCGCCAAUUCCUACAAGUACCCCUUAUAUCCUUCAACAUCAACCAGAAUAUCCUGAUGGGCCCACUAGGACGGGGGUUUUUGGAUGAGGGCGCGCAGCCCGGCAUCGACGGCGUCAUCUCCGACGAGCCCGGUCGAUUCCGCCAGGUCUGCGACGGGUGGGAGAAGGAACAUUCGGGUGUAUUGGGUGUUCCAAAUCCCAGUUUAGACCGCAUCACUGUGAGACAACGUAUGGAGAUCAUCGCGGUGGCGCUUUAUGUCAUUUGCUUCGGCUGGAUCCUGAAGCGUGUGUACCUUUAUCCGGUUAAGCCACUAGAGCUUGAGAAUCACAAGUCGAAAUGA